GUUUAUUUACAUCCGGGCAACGUCUUAUGAAAUAUGGCGGAAAUACCACGAAAUAAAUCCAGCUGAAUGCAUUUCAUAAGCAUUUGAAAUGUAUUCUGGGGUAAUCGGGUAUCUAAAUUGGUUGCAUACAUUACAUAUACACACUUAGACGCAAUUUAGACUAAAAUGGACAACAUAGAAUCCGUGGUUGGAGGUCUGGGUAGCGACAGAUUGCCUGCAAAUUUGCCCCCGGAGGUCGAAGAGGGUAACAUUGAAUACAAGUUAAAACUGGUGAAUCCGAGCCAGGAGCGUGUGGAACAUCUGGUGACACAGAUGAAGUGGAGGCUAGAGGAGGGCCAAGGGGAGGCAAUCUACGAGAUAGGGGUGGAGGACAACGGGCUGCUGGUUGGCCUGCGCGAGGAGGAGCUGCGGAUGUCUGUACACACCCUUGAGACAAUGGCUGAUAGACUAGGUGCAACCCUCACUAUUCUCAGAGAUAGGUACAUCAGCAGUGAAGAUGGGGAUGAAGAGAAGAGGGCGCUGGAAAUUCUUGUUAGAAAAGUCCCUGAUGAUCAAAAGUUUAUAGAUCUCCGCCUGACAGUGCUGGGUAACGUAGACUCAGGCAAGUCCACCCUGCUGGGCGUGCUGACCCACGGGGAGCUGGACAACGGACGGGGCCGGGCACGGCUCAACCUCUUUAGGCACCUGCACGAGAUCCAGACAGGGCGCACAUCCUGUAUCAGCCAUGAAAUACUGGGCUUUAAUGAUAAAGGGGAGGUGGUCAACUACAGCGAGUCUCGGUCUGUAGAGGAGAUCUGUGAGCACUCAAGCAAGCUCAUCACGCUGAUAGACCUCGCGGGACACCACAAGUACCUCAAGACCACGAUAUUUGGUCUCACCUGCUACUCACCGGACUUCUCCAUGCUUGUAGUCAGUGCCAACACUGGCAUGGCUGGAACAACCAAAGAGCAUCUCGGGUUUGCCCUGGCGCUGAAGGUUCCCAUCUUUGUGGUGGUGACCAAGAUUGACAUGUGCCGCAAGUUCCUCAUAGAAAAGACUGUGUCCCAGCUGGAGAAGAUACUCAAGUCCCCUGGCUGCAAGAAGAUACCACUCCGUAUAGACACGGAGGAUGACGCUAUUACUGCUGCUCAGAACUUUGACACCGAUAGGAUUGUGCCGAUCUUUCGUGUAUCAUCUGUGAGUGGUGCCAACCUAGAUCUCCUCUACAAGUUCCUGAAUGUCAUACCACCGCUGAACAAGGACCGGGACCGGAUGGUCCAGCUGCCCACAGAAUAUCAGAUAGACGGAGUGUUCACAGUGCCAGGUGUGGGCAACGUUGUAGGGGGCAGGCUGCACACUGGUUCUGUUCGUGAAGGGGACACUCUGAUGCUGGGUCCAUAUGACGACGGCCAGUUCCAGCCUGUGCAGGUUAAGACUGUACACAGGCACAGACUGCCGUGCAGGCUAAUACAGGCUGGCCAGGCGUCCUCUGUGGCCCUCGUGAAUGUGGAGAGAGAGAACCUCAGAAAGGGCAUGGUUCUGGUAAGCCAGGAGCUGGUAGGUGCCUACCUUGAGUUUGAAGCAGACAUCUACGUUCUCUACCAUGACACAAAGAUCUGCACAGGAUUCCAGACCACAGUGCAUAUAGGAAAUGUCUGCCAGACAGUGCAGAUAAUGAAGAUCAAGGACAAGAACUCCAUCAAAACCAAUGAGAAGGCCCAGGUUGUAUUUAAGUUCAUCAAACAGCCAGAAUACAUCCGAGUUGGUUGUCGGCUCCUCUUCAGGCAGGGUACCACAAAAGGGGUAGGGGAGAUCAUCAAACUGUAUCCAUACACUGAUACUCUAGAUCGAUAAAAGUUGUUGCCCUUUAGUAUAAAUUUGAUUUAAAUAGUUAAUUUAUUUGUGCAAUUAUGUCUUUCAUUGUGUGCAGUCUGUGACUUGAAAUGAAUGUCGUAAAAAAUGACGCUGUCUUGAUUUUUCAACUAUUUUAGGAAAAUGAUUAUGCAAAUCUUAAAUUAUUGUUAAAAAAAAGAAAAAUGUUUUACUUUGUUUUUGUGUGUUUUUGUUGUUUUUUCCUUUUGUUGCAACUAUGUUAAGUGUGUAUUAAUUUUUAAUCUGGCAUUUUCCUUAGGUUUUCAGUAUUUUGUUAAGAUUUUUAUGUUAAUGCAGUUGCUUAUGUAUAUUUCUUGUGCCAUUCACAUUUUAGUUCUUUUAAUAAGAAUUUUUAAUUGGUCUUUAAAAUCCUAAUAAUCUAUAAUGGUAAUUAUGUGUCAUGAGUCCCUUUAAAACCUUGUGUUGGUUAGAGUGUAAUUGUUAUCCUGUUUAAAUGUUAGUGUUUGUGUACUUGUUUUCCCUGCUUUGUAUAAUUGACAUACAAACACGUUCUAAAAUAAAUACAAUCUCAUGUGGUAUUCUGUCAAAAAAAAUUCCUAUUUUUAUAAGAAAUGAGGUCCUGUAAACAUAAUGAUAUAAUGAUUUCUUUUUGUACUCUUAAGAUCGAGAAUUGUUUUUCGUGAGAUAUUUUUAUUUAUUUUAUUGUUUGUAAUAUUCUUAUAGCCCGACGAAAUUGAUAUGCACUUGUGAACCCAAUAAGUAAAAAUAUACCUGAAGGUGAUUGCAAGGUUAAUCUUGGCGAGUUAUAACUACAUAUGCCCCCCUUAGAAGAAGAUUGUAUAUUGUUUUGCUGGAUGUCGGUCGGUCUGUCUGUCUGUCGGUAGAUGAGUUCGUUUCCAAUCAAUAACUCGUUGAAAAAAUGGCUUGAUACUUCACAUUUGCAUUGGCCUUGGACAGUAGAUGACCCCUAUACAAAUUGGGGUCACUUGGACAAAGGUCAAGGUCAAUGUCACAAUAAGUGUGAAUAAUUGUUUCCAAUCAAUAACUCAUCAACAAAUUAACCUAUUGGCUUGAUACUAAAACAUGUGAUUGGUCUUGGGCAGUAGAUGACCCUUAUUAGCUCACCUGAGCGAUAGCUCCGUCCUCACCUCUCCGAUAGUCCGUCCGUCCGUCUGUCUGUAAACAAUUUGUAAACAUCUUCUUCUACUAAACCAUUGAGCCAAUUUCAACUAAAUUUCAUGUGGAGCAUCCCUAGGUCAUGGUGGGACAAAAGAAUUGUUAAAAAAAAUUGAUCACAUAACCAAGAUGGCCGCCAUGACCAUAUAUGGUAAAAACCUUAAAAAAUCUUCUUGUCAGAAACCGCUAAUCAGAUUUUCAAAAAAUUUCACAGGGAUGACCUUUGAAGGCUCCCCUGAAAAAGUUGUUCAAAGAAAUUUGAUUCGUCAAAAAACAUGGCCGCAGGAGCUCGUUGAACUUUGCAUGUUUAUUCGUUUUUGCCUAUUUUGUGAAAACUUUCAAAAAUCUUCCACAUUUUUUGUCCGAUCCUUUCCAAAUUUGCACAGUGUCUUUAUAUCAAUGAGGACACGAACCCUACAAAAAAAUGAGCAUUAUUGGUCCAUGAAGUACAGAAUUACCUCCCCUUGAAUUGAGAAAAUGGUGUUUAUGCAAUAAAGUCCAAAUUUUUCAUCCAAUUCUUUCCAAACUUGUAAGGAUUUAGCAUGGUUCAAACAAGGGAAACAACUACGGUUUAUGCAUGUUCUUUUUUUUUACAGAUUUGCCUCCCUUUAAUUCAUUCAAAAUCUCAUUUUACAGCAGAGAUUCCAAAUCUGACCUGUAAAUGUGCCCCAUAUUUACUGCCAGUGCUAGGUUACCUUUUCCCAUUUGAUCAUUCUUAAGUAUUGGUCUUGUAAUGCUGCUACUGCUUCUGCUACUGCUACUGCUACUACUACUACUACUACUACUACUACUUCUACUACUACUACCACUACUACUACUACUACUACUACUACUACUACUACUACUACUACUACUACUACUACUACUACUACUACUACUUCUACUACUACUACUAGUACUACUACUACUAGUACUACUACUACCACCACCAUCACCACCACCACCACCACCACCACCAUUACUACUUCUACUACUACUGCCACUACUACUACUACUUUUACCACAACUACUACCACUACUACUACUACUACCACUACUACUACUACUACUACUACUACUUCUACUACUACUACUACUACUACUACUACUACUACUACUUCUACUACUACUACUACUACUACUUCUACUACUACUACUACUACUACUACUACUACUACUACUACAACUACUAUUACUACUACUACUACUACUACUACUACUACUACUACUACUACUACACCACCACCACCACCACCAUUCACAGUGACAAAAAACGUAUUCACACAAUGGCUGCUUCUACAACUUAUAGCCCAUAUAGGGGGGGCAUGCAUGUUUUACAAACAGCCCUUAUUUCUAUGGGAUUUUAACCACAACUGUUCAUGUUUAUCUCCGACACAUAUUUUUAGGUCACCUGUCAUGAAGUGACACAGUGAGCUUAUGUGAUCGUGUGAUGUCCGGCGUCCGUUGUGCGUGCCUGCGUGUGUCCGUGCGUCCGUCCGUCAACAAUUUGUUUGUGUAGACAGUAGAGGUCACAGUUUGCAUCCAAUCUUGAUGAAAUUUGGUCAAAAUGUUUAUCUUGAUGAAAUCCGGUUUGGGAUUGUAUUUGGGUCAUCUGGGGUCAAAAACAAGGUCACUAGGUCAAAUAAUAGAACAACCUUCUGUAGACAAUAGAGGUCACAGUUUUCAUCCAAUCUUUAUGAAAUUUGGUCAGAAUGUUUAUCUUGAUGAAAUCUGGGUUGGGAUUUUAUUUGGGUCAUCUGGGGUCAAAAACUAGGUCACUAGGUCAAAUAAUAGAAAAACCUUGUGUAGACAUUAGAGAUCACAGUUUUCAUCCAACCUUUAUGAAAUUUGGUCAGAAUUCUUGAUGAAAUCUGGGUGGGAUUGUAUUUGGGUCAUCUGGGGUAAAAAUCUAGGUCAAAUAAAUAGAAAAACCUUGUGUUGACAAUAGAGGUCACAGUUUUCAUCCAAUAUUUAUGAACUGUGGUCAGAAUGUUUAUCUUGAUGAAAUCUGGAUUGGGAUUGUAUUUGGGUCAUCUAGAGUCAGGAACUAGGUCACUUGGUCAAAUCAUAGAAAAACAUUGUGUAGACAAUAGAGGUCAUAAUUUUCAUCUGAUCUUAAUGAGUCAGGUGAGCGAUUCAGGGCCAUCAUGGCCCUCUUGUUGAAAUUGGGGUCACUGGGUCAAACGUCAAGGUCACUGUCAAAAUAAGUGUGAAAAUUGUUUCUGAUCAAUAACUCCUCAACGAAUAGACCGAUUGGCUUGAUACUUUACAUGUGCAUUUGCAUUGGACAGUAUAUGACCCCUAUUGAAAUUGGUGUCAUUAGGUCAAAAGUCAAUGUCACUGUCGCAAUAAAUGUGAAAAUUGUUUCUGAUCAAUAACUCGUCAAUGAAUUGACUGAUUGGCUUGAUACUUCACAUGUGCAUUGGCCUUGGACAGUAGAUGACCCCUAUUGAAAUUGGAGCCACUAGUUCAAAGCCUUGUUAUGGGGGGCAUAUGUCUCCGGCCGCGGAACUCUUGUUAUGGGUUUGUUUCUCAAGUUUUACGCAAAAUGAUCAUGAGAUAUCCCAUUGACAUGUUCUUUCUAUACCGUAUUUGCUUGUGUCAAUUUUGAAAAGCAACAUAAUAAUAAGUGCAUUGGGCAACUUUAUGUCAACUGGUUUGUUGUGAGUUUAAAAUCAUUUCGUAAAUGAUAAAAUAACAAUUUUUAUACUACACAUUUAUUGAAUAAUUGUAAAAUACAUAGUUACAAAUCAUAUUUCUUAAUUUAAAAUCAUGAAGUUUGUUGUUCUUAUAUGUAGUUUUUUUUGUGAGGAGCUGCUAAAUAUAUUAAGUGAUCAUGUACAUUUGUGAGACAUCUAAUGUCUUUUGUGCAUGUUUAUGUUCAACUGUUAGAAUGUAAUAAAAUCAAGACCUUGCUCUUCAUUAUAAAAUUACCGGCAUUCUGAUAAACUGGGCUUAAUGCAUGUGAGUUAAAUGUCAUCCUAGAUUAGCUUGUUAGGUACGCCAUUGCAAAUCAGGAACGACACUUUCCACUUUGAAUGGAAAUUUUUGUUCAAUCAAAGUUGUUUUUAAACUAAAAUCCUGUCCAUAUGCAAAGUGUUUUUCCUGAUUAGCCCUUGCAGACUCAUUAGCCUGUCCUGUGUAAUUAUAUGAGUCGCGUUCUGACAAAACUGGGCAUAACGCAUGUGCGUAAAGUGUCAUCCCAGAUUAGUCUGUGCAGACGACACUUUCCGCUUUUAUGACAUGUUUCGUGAAAAUGAAUUUUCUUCUUAGCAAAAAUCCAAUUUGGGCGGAAAGUGUUGUCCCUGAUUAGCCUGUGCGGACUGCACAGGCUAAUCUGGGACGACACUUUACGCACAUGCAUUAUGCCCAGUUUUGUCAGAAAACGACUCAUAUUUUUAUCAUACUGUCCUGUAUCAUAUUUCGAUCACUGUUAAACUAUGUAUUGCUUAACUGUAUUGUAAUUGUUGAAUUAAAGAUCUGAUUUUUAAAGCCUAAUUUUUAUAAUCCUUUGUGAAUUCAUAUUUUUACUGUUUUGUACAUCUUUGAUUGUAAGGUAAUCAUGUAAAGUUUAUUGAUGUUGUAGUUUCUUUUCGACUGAUGUUAUUGCAAAAUAUGUCUCUAGUUCCUUUUAUAUUGACCUUAGUUUUCAAUUUUCAUGCAGUGUUAUUUACUUAAGUUGUUAUGUAUGAAGUUAAAAAAAAUUAAACUGUG
Molecule: messenger RNA, 6681 nt
Organism: Dreissena polymorpha
Lineage: Eukaryota; Metazoa; Mollusca; Bivalvia; Myida; Dreissenidae
Product: GTP-binding protein 2-like
Exons: 12
Coding region: 166-1833 (555 amino acids)
Biological process (GO): translational elongation
Molecular function (GO): GTPase activity; GTP binding; translation elongation factor activity
Source: RefSeq, a predicted model, not a curated record